Haliotis rubra (blacklip abalone) is the source of this 1763-nucleotide messenger RNA. Its product is annotated as thyrotropin-releasing hormone-degrading ectoenzyme-like. Gene Ontology annotation, cellular component: cytoplasm. Gene Ontology annotation, biological process: peptide catabolic process; proteolysis. Lineage: Eukaryota; Metazoa; Mollusca; Gastropoda; Lepetellida; Haliotidae. Gene Ontology annotation, molecular function: peptide binding; metalloaminopeptidase activity; zinc ion binding. The record is from RefSeq and is a predicted model, not a curated record.
UGCGGCCUAUUGACAACCAGAGCGACAGGGGUCCGUCUAUUGUCAGCACAAGUUACGAUGAGGUCAGGGAAUUUUACGUCCUUCACCUUGAUAAUGACCUUCAACCCGGAAGAUCAUAUGUAGUCGGGAUGAGUUUUCACGCCAAAAUGAGAACCGACGGGAAGGGUCUGUAUCUCAGUUCCUACAAGACGGACACGAAUGAAACCAUUUACUUAGCAUCCACCCAGUUCGAGGCACCUCAUGCGAGGAAUGCGUUCCCGUGCUUUGAUGAACCGGCUCUGAAGGCGACCUUUGACAUUACCCUGGUCAGGAAGACGACCACUGGACGGAACUACCGGACACUGUCUAAUACAGAAGUCGUGUCCAAUGAGAUCAGGGGCAACUAUACAGCUGAUACCUUUGCAACGACGCCGGUAAUGUCCACAUACCUCCUCGCCUUCAUCAUUUGUGACUUCGACCAGCUGGAAAAACCAACCUCAAACAUAACGUACCGGACGCUGGCACGUCCUAAUGCAAUACAACACGCCGGUCGGGCCCAGGAGUAUGGCAUGGAUUUGUUCGACUGGUACGAGAAGACCUUCGACCCUGACUAUCCCAUCACCAAACUUGAUAACAUCGCCAUCCCCAAUUUCGUGUCCGGCGCCAUGGAAAACUGGGGCCUCGUCACGUACAGGGAACGCCUUCUUUACGAAGAGGGCGUGUCCACCGCGUCUCAAGACAGCUGGGUUGCCGAGGUGAUCUCGCAUGAGAUAUCUCACCAGUGGUUCGGCAACAUUGUGUCACCCAAGUGGUGGUCCUGGCUCUGGCUAAACGAGGGUUUUGCCUCCUUCUGGGACAUGUUUGUGAUGGAGCAGUUUAUAGUGCAGUCGAUGUAUUUUGCGAUGUACAUAGACGGUAUGCAGACGUCGCACCCAAUGACGAACGACGUCGAGAGUAACGCUGAAGUGGAGCGCUCUUUCGACACAAUUACAUACCGCAAGGGAGCUUGUGUGGUUCGAAUGAUGCACUUCGUCAUGGGACACGAUCUUUUCAUCAGAGGGCUCAAUCGGUAUUUGAAGAGACAUCAGUACGGCGUUGCAGAGCAUAAGGACCUAUUCAACGCUCUGACAGAGCAAUCUGAAGCUGAAGGCACCCCUAUCAACAUGACAGAGAUCUUUGAACCCUGGGUCACUCAGAUGAACUAUCCUCUGGUCACUGUCAAGGUCACAGGUCCUGGAACCAUCAAUGUCCGCCAGGAACGGUUCCUCAACAACAUGAGCUCCAACACUACCGGGGACACCGCUCCCUUUGGCUACAAAUGGACAAUCCCUAUCACAAUCGCCUCCAGCAAGAACAACAGCAACCUCAACAAUGUGUACAGCUACAACGACAUUGCAUGGUUGGCUACGACAGAAGAAGAGAAAGACAUCAGCGACCCUAUUAUCCCCAACCCUUCACAGGAGAACUCGUGGGUUGUCGUGAAUGGGCAGCAGUCCGGUUUCUACAGGGUUAACUACGAGGAGAGAAACUGGAUGGCCCUAAUUAAACAACUAGAGACAGACCACACGGUGUUUCCACCAGCGACCCGCGCACAGAUCAUAAACGAUGCAUGGACACUUCAAGAAGCCGGUGUCGUGAAGCUGAGGAUUGCCAUUCGUACUUUGAAUUUCCUCAAAAACGACGUCGACUAUGUCUCUUGGCAUGCGUUGUCACAACAUUCCUACAUCCUCGCCAGAGCUUUGCAAGGUAGUGAAUACUACGGCGCCUAUAUGAUAAUAAUGUAA